UUUCUUCCUGUACCGAUCGAAGUUUAUCUCCGGACCUUCAGGACCCCAUGCAGGACGAUACAAAGGAGACAGACAAUUCCACUUCCUCGGAUAAAGAGACCACCAACAACGAAAAUGAGGAGCAGAACUCUGGGACCAAAAGAAGAGGACCUCGGACCACUAUCAAGGCCAAACAGCUGGAGACCCUCAAGGCAGCUUUUGCAGCCACCCCUAAACCCACCCGGCACAUCCGGGAGCAGCUAGCUCAAGAGACGGGGCUCAACAUGAGAGUCAUCCAGGUUUGGUUCCAGAACCGGCGCUCCAAAGAGCGAAGGAUGAAGCAGCUGAGCGCGCUGGGCGCCCGAAGACACGCGUUCUUCCGGAGCCCUCGGCGCAUGCGCCCUCUGGGAGGCCGGCUGGAUGAAUCCGAGAUGCUGGGCACGGCUCCUUACAGUUACUACGGAGAUUACCAAGGCGAUUACUACGGCCCCGGGAGCAACUACGACUUUUUCUCGCACGGCCCCCCCUCGCAGGCACAGUCGCCGGCCGACUCCAGCUACAUCCCGACCUCGGGGGCCGGCUCCACCCCGCUCGGGCCCCUGGACGCCCCCUUGGCUGGACAUCACACCUCGGAGAACCAAAGGUACACGGAUAUGAUCUCCCACUCCGACACGCCCAGCCCGGAACCGGGGCUGCCCGGCUCGCUGCACCCCAUCCCGGGCGAGGUCUUCAGCGGGGGUCCCAGAGAGAAAAGCAACUCAUUUGAGGAUGGUGAGGACCGUUGCACCGAACUUUGCUGCGAGGCUGUUUAA
Protobothrops mucrosquamatus (brown spotted pit viper) is the source of this 791-nucleotide messenger RNA. RefSeq names its product LIM homeobox 5 (gene LHX5). The transcript is spliced from 4 exons. Gene Ontology annotation, biological process: regulation of transcription by RNA polymerase II; neuron differentiation. NCBI's taxonomy places the organism in Eukaryota, Metazoa, Chordata, Lepidosauria, Squamata, Viperidae. The record is from RefSeq and is a predicted model, not a curated record. Gene Ontology annotation, molecular function: RNA polymerase II transcription regulatory region sequence-specific DNA binding; DNA-binding transcription factor activity, RNA polymerase II-specific. Gene Ontology annotation, cellular component: nucleus. The annotation marks the transcript as partial.